Molecule: messenger RNA, 884 nt
Organism: Biomphalaria glabrata
Lineage: Eukaryota; Metazoa; Mollusca; Gastropoda; Planorbidae
Product: coiled-coil-helix-coiled-coil-helix domain-containing protein 10, mitochondrial-like
Exons: 4
Coding region: 88-531 (147 amino acids)
Biological process (GO): mitochondrion organization
Cellular component (GO): mitochondrion; nucleus
Source: RefSeq, a predicted model, not a curated record
AACAGGAAACGGAAAUUGAAUCAGUUCUGAAAACAAUUUCAGUUAUCGAAGGUCAGAAGUUCUAAACGUGAGCUACCAUACACAACAAUGCCAAGAAGAGGACGAUCAUCGCCUGCUAGGGCUCCAGCACCUAUGAGGUCGGCACCUGUGAGGCCAGCACCUGCGCCACUACCUGCUCACCCACCACCUGCUGCUCCACCAAUGAUGGCGCAGCCUAAACAGCCAGGGUUGUUUGCACAGAUGGCUGCAACAGCGGGUGGUGUAGCUGUUGGGUCUGCAGUGGGCCAUGUUGUUGGUGCUGCCAUUACAGGAAGUGGUGGACGCAGCCAGGAGCCUGCCCCCGCACCAGCUGCACCUGCUGCACCAGCCCCUGCCGCACAUCCUACAUACAACUAUGAUCCAAACUCAAAUCCAUGUCAAUACCAGCUUCAACAGUUUCUGGAGUGCACACAAACACAGUCUGACAUCAGCCUUUGUGCUGGUUUCAAUGAAGCUUUGAAGGAAUGCAAACUCAGAUUUGGUUUACAGUAAACUUACCCAUAAGAUGAUCAGCCACCUUUAGUCUUGUUGGGUUUCAGCUGUGGACAAAUUGUUGUCCUUGGUACUUGUGACUGGAUGCUAAGAAGUGAUUGAGCAGUUGGUUUCAUUGUCAAUAGAAUUUUUUUUUUAUAUACAUUUCAAAAUUUCUCUCUCUCUCUAUUUUUCUAGUUGUGAAUUAUGGAAGGUUAUGUAAAGAAUGUUAUUUUACACAAGCGAAUGUAUCCAGUUAUAUAUGGCAGUAUUUAUUAUGUUGAUCACUCAUUAUAGUUGAAACAAUGCUGUUGACGAAGAUAUGGAACUUAAAAGUGACCUGGAAUAAACAUUAUUGCAAAACAAAAAAACAA